GCUAGAAGGCAUUCUGACGAGCCAUCCCGCGUAUUACCAGGCCACAUGUGCUCCUAGGUGCCGAGCUCGGGAGGUGGCGAUGAUCGGAAUUCACUAGGGGAUGGUGUCCCUACUGUAUCCAUCCACUUAGCGCGAUGGAGUGCUUUGGACCGCAAUGGCUCGGACAUCCGACGCCUCUGGGCGCGCAUGAAACAGUUUAUAAGAUCGCCAUCCAGAGGUUGUCAUUGCUGUCCUCCACCGUUUGCAUCGCGAUAGCACCCAGCCAUGGCUGUCAAACAUGAGAUCACCCUCUAUGACGUUCGAUGUACAUUGGAUCCCCCCGCAUGGUCUCCUAAUGUCUGGAGAAUACGCUUCGUCCUCAACUACAAACGACUCCCGUAUACCACCUGCUGGUUGUCAUAUCCAGAUAUCGGCGAUGUUCUCUCCGCUGUAGGAGUCCCCCCGACUCGCACUCAGAAGCCGUUUUACACGGUCCCCUCCAUCGUGGACCAGAUGGAUGGCCUACACGUAGCCCUCUCGGACUCAGCGAACAUCGCCAUGUAUCUCGAGAAGACGCAUCCUCUGCCGUCGAUUUUCCCCGAUGCUGACCCUGGUGUACAACUCGACUAUAUCGACUUCAUGGAAGAACACGUCUAUACCCCUAUGAUUUUCAUGACAGUCCCUAGUACAACGCGAAUCCUGGAAGGUCGCGAUCUCGAAUAUUAUAUGGCAAGCCGGAAAGGUUUCCUAGGCGUCGCAUUGGAAGACAUGUUCCCUCCCCAUAAGCAGCCAGCAAUCUGGCGGAGUUUGGAGGAAGGUCUGGAUAAGCUAGCCUCACUCAUCGACAACCUGCCGCGUCGUGGUAGACAGCGGCGCUGGCUGUUUAGCGUGACCGAAGGUCCGGGUUAUGCGGACUUCGUUCUCGGGGCCAUCUUCUGUUGGUUCGAGAAGGCAGGUCCAAAGGGAGCCUGGAGUCGGAUCCGAUAUCGUAACGGCGGGAAGUGGGAUCAUCUGGUAGAAGAACUGCAACCUUUCUCGAAGGUGAUGUAAUGUACGUGUGCGGCGUAGCGCACUGGAUUGAACUACAUAACUUGUAUGUCAGCAUCAGCGUGUAAAGGGCC
Molecule: messenger RNA, 1100 nt
Organism: Fomitopsis serialis
Lineage: Eukaryota; Fungi; Basidiomycota; Agaricomycetes; Polyporales; Fomitopsidaceae
Exons: 3
Coding region: 265-1029 (254 amino acids)
Source: RefSeq, a predicted model, not a curated record